Emiliania huxleyi CCMP1516 is the source of this 1656-nucleotide messenger RNA. RefSeq lists its product as hypothetical. The record is from RefSeq and is a predicted model, not a curated record. The transcript has 4 exons. Lineage: Eukaryota; Haptophyta; Isochrysidales; Noelaerhabdaceae. The annotation marks the transcript as partial.
CAGUCAUCCGCCACGGCGACCGAGGUCCCUUCCGGCGGCGGAGGUUCCGAUGGACGCGCUCCCGCCGCCGCCGCCGCACCCUCGUACGCCGCCGCCGCGUCGCCGCCGAUGGCAUCCGCGGCGGCGGUGGCGGCGACUUCCGAGCAGCCCGCUGUGCCGCAGCCGCGGGGUGCACCGCCGCUCCCGCGUGAGAUGCAAUCGCUCUCCUACGCGCAGAUGGCGGGAGCCUCGGCGUCCGCCCGCGCGCCCCCGACCGACCGGUCUCCGCAGUCGGCACAGCAGCUGACGGAGCAGUCCACCGGACUGACGCACGAAAAGGGCCAGGGAGCAGCCCCGACCGACGGGCGGCCGACCUCGGUGCUCCUGCGUCCACCGCUCCCGCCCCAGCAGCCGCCGCAGCCGCCGCAGAUCGACCGGGCGGCGUCGCUCACGGAGCGGACCAGCGCGCACCCGCGCAACAACGCGUCGCGCGGCGGAGGCGGAGGCGGAGGCGGCAGCUCCGAAUCGUCGCGCCAGCUGCCCGAGCGGCCGGCUUCGGCACCUGUGCGCGGCGGCGGCGGCCACUCGCAGCAGUUUUCAGGCCCCGGCACCCACUUGCUGCGGCAGCAGAUGUUCACGCCGGCGGGGGAGGCGCAGCAGCAGGCGCAGCAGCGGGGGGCGGGGCGGGGCGGGGCGCCGCCGCCGCUCCCGCCUUCGCAGGCGCAGGUUCAGGCGCAGGCUCCGUCGCCCGGCCACGACCGCGGCAGGAGGAGGAAGAACCGCAGCGGUGCCGCACCCACCGGCGAGACGCCGCCGCCUUCGCCGUCCAACUCUGCGGCCGCGUCGCCGGGCGCUCCGUCGCCCAAGCAGCCGCCGCCGCCACCGCCGCCGCCGCCGCCGCCGCCGCCGCCGCCGCCGCCGCCGCCGCAGCCGCCGCAGCCGCCGUCGCCGUCGAGCGGAGGUAAAGAGGGCAGCACCAAGGCGCAGCGGAAGGUCGCACAAGCGGGGCAGCAGGAGCGGGGGAGGGGAGAGGCGCCGAGGCACGGGGUGUCAUCGCCGCCUGUGCCGGCCGCCGCCGCGCCGAACGUCGCUCCGCCGCCGCUCCCCCCCAUGCGCACGUCGAAGCUGCACGACGAGAUUUUCGCGUUUGCGCAGGCGAGCAUCACGCGCGGAGAGGCGGCGCACGCCGAGGUGCAAGGCAUCCUCGCCUCGCUCCGCGCGCUCGUCUCCUCUCGCUGGCCUCAGGCGACGGUCGAGUUGUACGGCUCUCGCGCCACCGGCCUCAGCCUCGCGAGCAGCGACGUGGACGUGACGCUGCUCGGGGUGCCGUGCGGCGCCGGGCGCGAGGCGGUCGGCGGCGCGCUCAAGGAGCUGCACGCGCUGAUGGAGGGGCAGCCUUGGGUUGCGAGCCAGAAGCUCGUCCUGUCGGCCCGCAUCCCCGUGCUCAAGGUCGCCACGCCGAGCAGCAUACCGAUCGACAUCACCAUCUCGGACUCGGCGCAGCACACCGGCUUGCUCGCCCGCGACUUGGUGCUCGGCUACUUGAGCGAGGCGCCGCAGCUCACGCCGCUCGUCCUCGUCCUCAAGUCGUUUCUGCGAGAGCUCGGCCUGAACGACCCGUACACCGGUGGCAUGUCCUCCUACUCGCUGGUCGUGCUGCUGUGGCUCUUCGUGUGC